AUGGUGGACCAAAGGAGCUUAAAGGCCAUCAAGGACAAACCUAUUGGGAAAGGCCUUGAUGGCUUUCGCGCUUCUUUCAAUGUGAUGUGCGAAGGCGCAAGGUCUGGACGUUAUGAAAGCGGCCAAUUAUCGACUGGGACGUGCGCCGCUGUAGUCAAGAGCGCGUCUGUUUCUCGCCAAGAGCGAAGUAGCAGCGCUGGUAUGAAACGACCAUCAAGCGAUACCGAUGCUGCCCCACCGCCGACUAAGCGAUCCCGCCCCGCGUCUCCAGCAAACGCGAGCACAAACCGGGUUCACCGGCGAGUUGUUCUUCGCGACUAUGGAAGGCCAAUCUACAAGGCAAGCUCCCCCAAGGCGCUACUCUCCGCGCUGGAGGGCUGCGUCGAAGGACAUGGGUUGUUGUACAGAGCUGGUCUUCUCCACAGGGAUAUCUCUAUCAACAACCUCAUGGUGAAUGAGGACGACAGGAACCCUCCUUGCGAGCAUUUUUGA
Messenger RNA from Clonostachys rhizophaga, 492 nucleotides. The record is from the annotation of a GenBank genome assembly. NCBI's taxonomy places the organism in Eukaryota, Fungi, Ascomycota, Sordariomycetes, Hypocreales, Bionectriaceae.